Setaria italica (foxtail millet) is the source of this 3067-nucleotide messenger RNA. Its product is annotated as protein GAMETE EXPRESSED 1. The record is from RefSeq and is a predicted model, not a curated record. Bases 1205 to 3067 code for a protein of 620 amino acids. The transcript has 7 exons. NCBI's taxonomy places the organism in Eukaryota, Viridiplantae, Streptophyta, Magnoliopsida, Poales, Poaceae.
AACUUCUUCUACUACGUCCUUGUUUCAAGUUUUCAAACUUCUUCUACUACGUCCUUGUUUCAAACUUGUUUUUAUUUGUGCAUCAGUCAUCCUUCGUAUCACUCGUCUACUUCGAAACUUUGAUGCUAGAAUCAUCCUCAAGCACCCGACAACAUUCCCACUGAACACAAUCGUCAACACAAGAGAAGUCACGACGGUAAGAGCUACUUACGGUGAGGGAAGCAACACCGUAUAUAGGAUCCCCAGUAAGAACUACUUACAGUGAGGGAAACAACACCGUACAUACAUAGGAUCCCCAAACGACGUCUCCAAUGAGGUCACGACGUUGGAGACGCUGCCGCCACAAUCGGCCAAUCAAAAGCCGACCAACCGGAAUAGAGUUUUCAUUGGGAAAUCCAACAAUACCACGGCAAGGCCUUCGAGAAGAAAAACGACGCCUGACAACGCCACCAUUACCGACACCAGCAUAUUAGCAUAUACUAGGGUAAAACCUUUUCGCCUGGUAAUUCUGCACAGUUACAAUCCACCGGAAGCGCCCGACACACCAUGACCACCGAAGGCCUGCUGCUAGGACCACCCAAGGUGGUGUUGAGUGGGUUCUUGGGUGCAGAGGUCCGUAUAUAAAUUCAUUCCACUAUUCUAAAAGUUGUCUUAUUAAAAUAAAAAAUAAAAGGUGGGAGUAAUAUGGACCAACAAACACAUACGGUAACUUUUGCAUUUCGUCAUCAAAUUGACGUGCCUACGGUCUACCCAUGUGAAACAGUAGCUGAACGAUUUUGGUCUAUAUUUAUGCAUCCGCUUAAUGAGCAUUACGAGCGACCAAAUUUGAAACCCGCUGUGAAAUAGAACACGCAGCAAACCCGUGGAAGGGUGCCUCUUCACCUCCCGGCUGUUCGAUCGGUUCCCCACCGAAGGGAGGUGCCCCUUCGUGUGAACCAGCGCAUCUUUUCACCGCGGUCUUUUUACCACACUCAACCACGGCUAGUGUCGCCUACAUAUAUGCGAUCCCCAUUCGGCCAUAUAUUCCUGCGUCUUCGACUCUUCGUUUCAUCAAUCCUGGCACCGUCGUCGCAGUCCCAACAUCCACAAGAGGGCACAGCACUGAUCCACACCAAACUGGGACUGCGACUAUUAGCCCCUGAUUUUGACCUGCCACGAUCAAGCUCACUUCUUGACGGAACCAAGCUCAGUUACCAGUCGAAUCAUGACGAGAAACGCGUGGUCCGUGCUGCUGAUUUUGAUCUGUUUAUGGGUUUGCCCUCUGAGGACCAGUGGAUUCUCAUGGAACAUCUUCUCCUCCUCGUCGCCGGGCUCGUCGGCGAAGGCGGCUAACCAGCGCGCUCCAAUGAUGGAGCUAGAUGGCGCGGUGGCCGACUUCACCAUGGACGGCGCCAACAACCCGCGAGGGCUGAAGCUGCUGGAGAACGCGCAGAGCAAGCUCGCCGGGCCGAGGAACUGCUGGCAGGAGGCGUACCGGAAGCUUUUCGCCAGCUGCGGCGACAUCAUGGCGGAUAAGGAGAGGCAGUCACGCCUGGCCUGGCACCUCAGCAGCUGCUUCCAGGAGGACUCGGGGCGGCCGCCCUUCCCGUCCUGCGCCGAGGGCUCCAGGAUGGUCCAUUGCCGCAGCCGGCUGAGUGAUUCCGAGGGGAAGGUGUUCCUUGAGUUCUUCCUCGAGACCAAUACCCUGUGCCACCAGUUGCAGGCUGAAGCGUUCAAGCACAACACAGAGAGGCUCGUCAAUGACCUGACAAGGACAUCCAAGUCUGCCGAGGAGAAGCUCGAGGUGAUCGAGGAGAGGUCAGAUCAAAUUAUUAAGGAGUCUGAAAAGGUUCAGGACAAGAUAUCAUCGAUCGAGGAACAAACCGACCGUCUGGCAGAGACGUCGAAGAACGUGGGGGAGCAGAUCAAUGACGUGCUGGAUCACUCGAAGGCCAUCUUUGAGCAGUCCAAGGAGAUCGCCAAAGCUCAGGCAGCCCUCAAGGAAGGGCAAACGGAGAUGAGGGAGAAGAUCGACGCAGGCAUGGCGCGCGUCGAGGAGUCGUAUGCGAGCCUUGGUAAAGGGAUGGAUAACCUGAAAGAGGAGACAGGAUACGUUAAGAGGGAAAUAAAAAGUGUUGGCGAUUCAAUGUCUUCAAAGAUGCAAGAUUUGCAGAGCAAGGCUGAUGAUAUUGGGAGUGUGGCUGGCAAGUCAUUGGAGAAUCAGAUGCAGCUGCUGGAUCGUCAGAGCCGGACCAUGGAAGGAUUGAAUAAUCUCCACAGCUUUCAAGCAAAAGCUCUUGAAGAAAGCAGGGAAACAGUUCAGAAACUUGCGCAGUUUGGCCAACGCCAGCAGGAAGAGCUAUUGGCCCGGCAAGAACAGAUCCGGCAAGCCCACGAUCAUCUCAUCCAAAACUCGCACUCAAUACUGGAAGCACAGGAAGAGUUCAGAGCAAAGCAGGCCAACAUUUUUGCCGCUCUGGAUAAACUGCACAUCCUGCACAACGCCAUCCUAGCCGAGUCUCGCUUCAUCAAGGCAUUCUUCUUCUACUGCUGCAUCGUGUUCCUCAUCUACAUGCUCACUAGUGCAAAGCAAACGUUCAGCAUCAGGGGCCAGCUCUACUUUGGUCUUUGCAUCACAUUAGUCCUGGAGAUUGGGCUGAUCAAGAUCGGCGCCGACGACUUCGACAAGCAGUUCUGGAUCAUGUCCAAGGUGUUCUUGGUCAGAAUGCUGUUUCUCGGGGUCGCCACUGUCCAGAUCCUUCACUCUAUAUUCACCUACAGGGACUACGAGGCGCUGAACCACCGGCUCCUCCAGACGCUGGUGGAGAAGGUCCGGGCGCUGGAGAAGAACGCCGGCGGGAGGGCGCUGCCGUACGACACGGAGGAGAGCGAGGGGAGCCUGAUGGAUUACUCGUGGGUCUUCGACGAGCUGGCGGACGAGGUGGACAGCAAGGUGGAUCCAAGCUACGUGUUGCCGCCGGUGCGGCCGCCCCGGACGUGCCACGAGGUCGUGUUGCCGGAGGAGGUCGGCGAGAACUCCAUCACCACGUUGGUGGGCCGGAGGUACAAUCUACGGUCGCGGAAGUAG